Messenger RNA from Amphibalanus amphitrite, 528 nucleotides. RefSeq lists its product as uncharacterized. NCBI's taxonomy places the organism in Eukaryota, Metazoa, Arthropoda, Thecostraca, Balanomorpha, Balanidae. The transcript has 6 exons. The record is from RefSeq and is a predicted model, not a curated record. The annotation marks the transcript as partial.
UGCGGUCAGGGUGCGGGUCGCGCGGCGAGCGCUGGUGCUGAGACGGGUGCGGCGGCGGCUGAGAUGGGUGCGGUGCCGCGCCGGCCGCUGGCCACCUUCGGCUGUCUGUGUCUGCUGCUGCCGGCGCUGGUGGCAGGAGAGCUGCGUCGCGGCAUCUGGAACCAGCCGGGCACUCCAGCAGACGAGGCGAACCGGCUGUUCACCGAGUACAAGGAGAACAGGGACAUGGUGCACGGACUGGGCAGCCACUACUUCAUCACGUACCCGGUGCAGAUCCGAGACUCGCGGCGGCAAUCGACCAUCAUCACACGCGAGAACGGGCCCUCCAAGCUUGAGAGGGACAACACGUCAUCUAGGAACGGAUUUUAUCAAAAGGUGUCAACAAAACAUGUGGAAAAGACGUCACUCAUGAUAAAAGCAUUCACCCAUCAGUUUCAAAUCGACCUGCAACUCAAUUCACAGCUGCUGGCACCAAACCUCAUUCAUCGACAUUACCUGCCAAACGGAGCUGAGCAGAUCUCUAAACAG